Molecule: messenger RNA, 1143 nt
Organism: Daldinia childiae
Lineage: Eukaryota; Fungi; Ascomycota; Sordariomycetes; Xylariales; Hypoxylaceae
Product: Zinc-binding alcohol dehydrogenase domain-containing protein cipB
Exons: 1
Coding region: 1-1143 (380 amino acids)
Molecular function (GO): oxidoreductase activity, acting on NAD(P)H
Source: RefSeq, a predicted model, not a curated record
AUGAUGCCUCCUGAAAACCACGCCGCGUAUCUCGUGAACCCACGCGCCAAACCGCUCGAAGUUAAAUCUGCACCAUACACGGCCCCUGGACCCGAUGAAAUUGUUGUCAAGAACGGCGCUAUUGCCGUCAAUCCUGUUGACUACGGCAAGCAGUUGGGUGGAAACUACUUGUUCGGCUGGCUUAAAUACCCGAUAAUCCUCGGAAGCGAUGUAGCUGGCGAAGUCGUUGAGGUUGGAACGGGGGGAAAGGCAGCCCGGCUGUUUAAACUCGGCGAUCGAGUCGUCGGCCAUGCUGUUGGCAUGGAUAAACGAUCAUCUAAACCAUCAGAAGGCGCAUUCCAAGAAUACACCGUACUCCGGAGCCAUUUAGCUGCUAAAAUUCCGGACGAUCUGUCAUACGAGAAGGCCUGUGUCCUACCCAUGGGUAUUUCCACCGCCUCCUGUGGCCUCUUCAUGAAGGAUUAUGUCGCACUAAGACAUCCUAUAUCACCGUAUGAAAACCCUAGCGACCAGACGUCACUAACUGCAUUCAUCGUAUGGGGUGGCUCGACAAGCGUCGGAACCAACGCCAUCCAGCUUGCAAAGGCCGCUGGAUACGAAGUCCUCACAACAGCAUCACCCAGAAACUUUGAGUAUGUGAGAGAGCUAGGAGCAUCACAGGUUUUCGACUACAAUGACCCAAACACUCCCAGCGCCAUGAUAUCUGCGCUAAAGAACAGGACCUGCGCAGGUGCCAUCGCUAUCGGCAAGGGGUCACUUGAGGCCUGCAUCGACAUCGUCGCCGCGGUCCCCGGCCGCAAAUUCGUCGCGCAGGCAAGCAUACCUCUCGAUGCGGCGAAGGUGCCGGCGAACAUCGUGGGCCUACUCGGUGCUAUGAUGGGUUAUAUAUGGUGGAACGUCUCCAAGACGUUCCGCGCAAAGAUAAAGGGCGUGUCGGUAAAGUUUAUCUGGGGCACCGACCUCAUGGCAAACGAAGUCGGCGGGAUGAUCUACAAUGACUUUUUGCCUGUUGCGCUUGCUUAUGGGCAAUACAAGGCAAAGCCGGAGCCGCAGGUUGUAGGAAAGGGUCUAGAACAUAUUCAAGAUGCGUUGGAUAUUAACUUGAAAGGGGUUUCGGCUGCGAAAGUUGUGGUUACUCUAUGA